AUGGCCAAUACAGAUGAACUCGCUUGCGUUUAUGCCGCCCUUAUCUUGGCAGAUGACCAAGUAGCAAUUACCGGUGACAAGAUUUCAACACUUCUCAAGGCAGCCAAUGUAUCUGUUGAGCCUUACUGGCCAGGUUUGUUUGCCAAGGCUUUGGACGGCCUAAACGUAAAAGAGUUGAUCAGCAACGUGGGCAGUGGUGCUGGGGCCGGACCAGUUGCUGUGUCUGGCGUAGCUCCUGCUGCUGUGGCCCCUGCUGCAGGUGGUGGAGAUGCCAAACCUGCUGCAGCUGAAGCAAAGAAAGAAGAGAAGAAGGAAGAGUCGGAGGAGUCGGAUGAGGACAUGGGCUUUGGACUGUUUGACUGA
This is a messenger RNA of Candidula unifasciata, 363 nucleotides long. The record is from the annotation of a GenBank genome assembly. NCBI's taxonomy places the organism in Eukaryota, Metazoa, Mollusca, Gastropoda, Stylommatophora, Geomitridae.